Molecule: messenger RNA, 1132 nt
Organism: Rhagoletis zephyria (snowberry fruit fly)
Lineage: Eukaryota; Metazoa; Arthropoda; Insecta; Diptera; Tephritidae
Product: G patch domain-containing protein 11
Cellular component (GO): kinetochore
Molecular function (GO): nucleic acid binding
Source: RefSeq, a predicted model, not a curated record
UGUUAUAACAGUUUGUAAAGGUAAACAAAACUUUGAUCUGGUGUUUAGAGGAUUGGGCAAACUUACUAAAAUCACAAAAGUAAAAAUAAAGAACUAAUUUCUAAUUCUUCUGAAAUACCUACUCAAGUUUGAAACUUCAUAAAGGAUAAAUUUCACCAGUUUAAGGGUUGAGAAAACGUAUUUAAUCAUGUCAGAUGAUGAUGAUUACAUGUCCGACAAGUUCCUUUCUGGAGAUGUUCGCCCAAGCCUUGUACAACAGUCGAAUAAAAAGCGGCAGAUAGCCAUUGAGGAAAGUAAAAGGGAACAAAUUAAACGACAAAAGCAGGAAAGCAAGGCGCGUAGAGGAAUUGUGGAUAAUAAAUCUCUGGAAGAGUCGCUAAAACGACCAAUUGAACAGCAAAAUAAAGGCUUUCAAAUGCUUGCUAAGAUGGGUUAUAAGCCGGGGCAGGCACUGGGUAAAGAAGCCACGGGAAAUGAAAAAGAAAAACGCUUGACUGAACCGAUUGGGAUUAGUAUAAAGGCAGACCGUGGAGGUUUAGGGCGUGAAACAGCUCUACGAGAUUUAGCUGAGCGGCGACGGCAGAUUCGAGAACAACAGUUCCGGUCCCAACUUACUGGCGGUGAAGAAGUGUCGGUGGAGGAAUUCCGAAAACGCGCUCAACAGAAAGCGGACGAGCGUUUUGCAAUUGGUGCCCUAAAGCGCUGUCAGCUAACAUGUGAAACAAUAGACGUGCAGAAUGGCAUCAAAGAACCGGAGUUAAGUUGGUUUGGGCCGGAGCGCGAAUCAAAUUUAAGUGAAGAAGCUAAUGAAGCCCCAGAAGAUAUUGCAAUAGCCGACGAUAUUAGCGACGAAGAAGAAUUCACGCCGACAGAGAAACUUGAAAUGUUGACUAGUUAUCUGCGCACUUCCUAUAAGUUUUGCUUUUGGUGUGGAGUCCAUUACAAAGAUCAAGAGGAUAUGAGUACCAAUUGCCCAGGAGAAGGACGCGAUGAUCAUUAACGAGCAACUUUUUGAAACAAAGUCAAUAAGCUUAUUUAGCUUAGGUAUUAAUAAACUUUACUCACAAUAAAAUAUAGAAACUUACUAUAGUGUACACUUGACAUAUCGAACACCUUCAAAAGGGGCACAAUU